AUGUCGACCCCUACAAUGAAUCACAAGAGUCAUAUGCAUCAACGGCAAGAGCAAAAACAACAACAACAACAACAACAACAACAGAUAAACGAGAUACAACAUACACAUUCGAACUCGCCCAAUUCACCCCAUGCGACUUUGGCACGUUCGGAUUCGACCUCAACAGUGAUUUUGGAGGAACAAGAGACUCCUAUAUGUCGUCGCAAUGGCCCACCAACUCUUUCACCUUCAAUGUUGAGGAGUCUCAGUAUUCGACUACGUUCUCUCCUCAAGACAAGUGGCCAAUUUAACAAAGAUCUUGAAUCAUCUGACAUGUUGAAUGAACUGUUUGCAGGUGGAAAUGAAAUUUCUUUAAGGCAAUUAUUAAGCGACUUUAGUGCCACUGAUACUUUUGAUGCAGAUGAAUUAAUGAAACUAGAUUCAACUAAAUUACUUGAGUCACGAACUCUCAGUGAAUUUUUACGAUCUGAAUCAUUUGAUAAAUUAAUGUCAUCAGCAACACAUAAUAUAGAUUUUUUAACAAAUCCACCUGCAGCUACUUGUUCAUCAUUGUCAUUUUCUGAACUCCGACCAGUAUCACCUGAAUUAAUAACCAACAAUGCAUAUCCUACAGAACCCGAUCAAUUAAGACUUGAAUCUAAUAAUGGAUUACUCUAUACUCAAAUGAGUUCAUUUGAUUCGUUAACAUCAAUGCCAGUUACGCCAAAAUAUGAUUGCAAUCAAGGUGCAUUGAAUGCUUUCGAACAUGACCAUGCUUUUCUGUCCAAACGAACACCAUCCAUUGAUAGUCCAAAAGUGACUAGUUCUAAACGAACACCUGUACGACGAUCUCGUCGGACAUCUUCACGCAUUCAAUCUCGUACAGUUCGUUCAACAUCGUCAGAAACUAGUUCAACACAAUCGAAACAUAGUUGUAAUGUUAAUCGUGCAACAGACAUUAAAACAGCUGAAGAUUUAUCCUACUAUUUGGAAAGACGUCGAAAAAAUAAUGAAGCAUCGAAAAUGUCUCGAGCUGCUCGAAAACAAAAGUUCGGUGAUAUGGAUGAUAAAUGUGAAGAAUAUGAACGUGUGAAUUCUGACCUUCGCAUGAAAAUCGCAACACUUGCUACAGUAACGGCAACACUAAAAAAUGGACUUGUAAACAAUUUUCAACGGAAAACUGGUGUCUAA
Molecule: messenger RNA, 1170 nt
Organism: Rotaria socialis
Lineage: Eukaryota; Metazoa; Rotifera; Eurotatoria; Philodinida; Philodinidae
Source: the annotation of a GenBank genome assembly